This is a messenger RNA of Thunnus maccoyii (southern bluefin tuna), 2285 nucleotides long. RefSeq names its product tripartite motif-containing protein 16-like. The transcript is spliced from 2 exons. Lineage: Eukaryota; Metazoa; Chordata; Actinopteri; Scombriformes; Scombridae. Bases 561 to 2234 code for a protein of 557 amino acids. Gene Ontology annotation, molecular function: zinc ion binding; protein binding. The record is from RefSeq and is a predicted model, not a curated record.
CUUGAAGGCUUAUUACAAGAAAGCAAUUACAAAAAACACGAGACAAUUUUCACAAUUACAAAAAAACCAUGUCAACUUUAGGAGAAAACUAGUUCAAUAUUACAUAAAGUUCUUAUAAUAAAAUUGUCAUUAUCACAAUAAAAUUAUCCUGUAAUUACAAGAACUAUUUCAUCAUUAUUAUAACUAAUGAAAUUAUGUAUUAAUUUUUCUGCCAAUCUGCUGUUCCAUCUCCAGUACAGUAAGUGGCGGUAAUGACCCUAUAAGCUGGUUUGCCAACCGCCAUUAAAACUCUAAGAAGAAGAAGGAUCGUUCAUCCUCCGGUCCAGCUGGUGGCGCUGAACCACCGAUAAACCGGGUCUCUAACCGCGGAAGUCUGGAGCAACUUUUAGUUUAACUGGUCUGAUUAUCUCCUGUUUGAAGAUGGAUGUAACCAACAUGUAAUGUAGAACAAGAGCUGUCAGCCUCCAUUCACUGCAGAAACACAUGUUCAGAUCAGAGCUCAAACUUGUUCAGCUUCUAAAGAAGUGAAACUCAGACUUGUGUUGCCACUGAGAGCUGAAAUGGAGCAGAAAGGAGUUCAGCUGGACAGAGAAACCUUUUCUUGUUCGAUCUGUCUGGAUCUACUGAAGGAUCCGGUGACUAUUCCCUGUGGACACAGCUACUGCAUGAACUGUAUUAAAACACACUGGGAGGGAGAGGAUCAGAGGAAGAUCUACAGCUGCCCUCAGUGCAGACAGACCUUCACACCGAGGCCUGUCUUGGUGAAAAACACCAUGUUAGCAGAUUUAGUGGAGCAGCUGAAGAAGACUGGACUCCAAGCUGCUCCUGCUGAUCACUGCUAUGCUGGACCUGAAGAUGUGGCCUGUGAUGUCUGCACUGGUAGGAAGCGGAAAGCCCUCAAGUCCUGUUUGACUUGUCCGGCUUCUUACUGUGAGAAUCACCUCCAGCCUCAUUAUGAUGCAGCUCCAUUAAAGAAACACAAGCUGGUCGACCCCUCGGAGAAGCUCCAGGAGAACAUCUGCUCUCGUCAUGAUGAGGUGAUGAAGAUGUUCUGCCGUACUGAUCAGCAGAGUAUCUGUUAUCUCUGCCCUGUGGAUGAACAUAAAGGCCACGACACAGUCUCAGCUGCAGUAGAAAGGACUGAGAGGCAGAGAGAGCUCGAGGUGAGUCGACAAAACAUCCAGCAGAGAAUCCAGGACAGAGAGAAAGAUGUGAAGCUGCUUCAACAGGAGGUGGAGGCCGUCAGUCGCUCUGCUGAUAAAGCAGUGGAGGACAGUGAGAAGAUCUUCACUGAGCUGAUCCGUCUCAUCCAGAAAAGAAGCUCUGAUGUGAAGCAGCAGAUCAGAUCCCAGCAGAAAACUGAAGUGAGUCGAGUCAAAGAGCUUCAGGAGAAGUUGGAGCAGGAGAUCACUGAGCUGAAGAGGAAAGACGCUGAACUGAAGCAGUUCUCACACACAGAGGAUCACAACCAGUUUCUACACAACUACCCCUCACUGUCACAACUCAGUGCAUCUACAAACUCAUCCAGCAUCAAUAUCGGUCCUCUGAGAUACUUUGAGGAUGUGACAGCAGCUGUGUCAGAGCUCAGAGAUAAACUACAGGACAUCCUGAUGGAGAAAUGGACAAACAUCUCACUGACAGUGACGGAAAUGGACGUUUUACUGUCACAACCAGAACCCAAGACCAGAACUGAGUUCUUAAAAUAUUCAUGUGAAAUCACUCUGGAUCCAAACACAGCAAACACACUGCUGUUAUUAUCUGAGGGGAACAGAAAAGCAGAACUAAUGAGACAACUACAGUCUUAUUCUAGUCACCCAGACAGAUUCACUGGAUGUUAUCAGGUCCUGAGUAGAGAGAGUCUGACUGGACGUUGUUACUGGGAGGUGGAGUGGAGAGGGGAAGGAGUUGAAGUAGCCGUCACAUACAAGAAUAUCAGCAGAGACGGAGGCUCGUGUGAAUGUGGAUUUGGAGGCAAUGACAAAUCCUGGAUGUUAUGUUGUGACACUGACAGUUACGAGUCUUGGUUCAACAGUAUCAGAACUCUCGUCUCAGGUCCUGGUUCCUCCAGAAUAGGAGUGUAUCUGGAUCACAGAGCAGGUAUUCUGUCCUUCUACAGCGUCUCUGAAACCAUGACUCUCCUCCACAGAGUCCAGACCACAUUCACUCAGCCUCUCUAUGCUGGACUUGGGCUUAAUUUUUAUAGAGACACAGCUGAGUUCUGUAAACUCAAAUAGACAGAAGUCAUUUCAGACUUCAUGUGUCAGAUUCUGUUGUAAUUUUUCAUG